AAACCAAAUCUUGUAUCUACAAAAAGAAAUGGCUGUCUUUCCUAUCAUCAACUUGGAAAACAUCAAUGAUGAUGGUAGAGCUAAGAUAUUGGAGCAAAUUGAAGAUGCCUGCCAAAAUUGGGGUUUCUUUGAGUUGGUGAACCAUGGGAUCCCACAUGAGUUUUUAGACAUGGUGGAGAAGAUGACAAGAGAUCAUUACAAGAAAUGUAUGGAAGAGAGGUUUAAGGAGACUGUGCUUAGCAAAGGCUUAGAGGCUGCACAAGCUGAAGUUAAUGAUAUGGAUUGGGAAAGCACCUUUUUCUUACGCCAUCUUCCUGAAUCAAACAUCUCCCAGAUGUCUGAUCUCGACGAGGAGUAUAAGAAAAUUAUGAAGGAAUUUGCGAAGAAAUUGGAGAAUCUUGCUGAGGAGUUGUUGGACCUGCUAUGUGAGAAUCUUGGGUUGGAGAAGGGUUAUCUCAAAAAGGCUUUCUAUGGUUCAAAAGGUCCUACAUUUGGAACAAAGGUGAGCAAUUAUCCGCCGUGUCCCAAGCCGGACCUCAUCAAGGGUCUUCGAGCCCACACCGACGCCGGUGGCAUCAUCCUCCUCUUCCAAGAUGACAAGGUAAGUGGCCUGCAACUCCUGAAAGAUGGCAACUGGAUCGACGUGCCCCCAAUGCGCCACGCCAUUGUCGUCAACCUCGGGGACCAACUUGAGGUGAUCACAAAUGGAAGAUACAAAAGUGUGAUGCAUAGAGUGUUAACUCAAACGAGUGGAACUGGGCGAAUGUCGAUAGCUUCAUUCUACAAUCCGGGGAGCGACGCGGUGAUCUACCCGGCGCCGGCGCUAGUGGAGAAAGAUCAGGAUGAGGAGAAGAAGGAAGUGUACCCCAAGUUUGUGUUUGAAGAUUACAUGAAGCUGUAUCUAGGAGUGAAGUUUCAGGCGAAGGAGCCAAGAUUUGAAGCCAUGAAAGCCAAUGCUAAUUUGGGUCCAAUGGCAACAGCAUAAUUAAAACACCCACUUUUUCAUUAAUAGUAAUAAGGAAUAUUAGAGGGCUU
Messenger RNA from Cucumis melo (muskmelon), 1035 nucleotides. Its product is annotated as 1-aminocyclopropane-1-carboxylate oxidase 1. NCBI's taxonomy places the organism in Eukaryota, Viridiplantae, Streptophyta, Magnoliopsida, Cucurbitales, Cucurbitaceae. The record is from RefSeq and is marked provisional. Bases 29 to 985 code for a protein of 318 amino acids. The transcript is spliced from 4 exons.